UUUCCAAAUGAGGGGUGAAAUAGUGAUAGAAAUAGAAAUAGAAUAAAGAAUAUACACUCACAAAUAGAAAACUAGAGUAACCCUAAUUUUCCCGGAAUUCCAUACAAAAUUUAACAAGAUAUUAACCCUUUGACUAUUCCUUCGCUUUCUUGAUUUUGAUGAUAUGUAAUGAGUCCACACCACCUUGAAUAUCAAUAAUAUCCUUUAUCAUUUUAAUAAAAUCCUUCAAAAUCCGUUCUUCCCCAUCUUCAUUCAGUCCACCUCUCUCUUCUUUUCUCUCCCCAAUCACAAAUUACUUUUCCGAUCAAUCUUUAUACCCAAGAAAACCCACAAAAGCAAACAAAUCAAUCCCUUCAAGAAACCACAAGAUUCCAUUUCCACCAUCAUCAAAAGGAAAAAGUAAAGUUUGGGGGAAGAUUGAAGAACAUCGUCAUCAACACCAUCAACACAGCAAGAACAAUUCCUUUUUUUCAUCUUUCCUUUUUUGUUUUUGUAUUUGUUUUUGUUCACCAAUCAUCAAUUUUCUUGAAAAGAUUGGAAUCAUUCUUCAAACCCUACAAAGAAACAAAACAAAUUAUUUGAGAUUUAUUCAUACCCUGGCCACAUUCCAAGAAAAUCAAACCUAACCCAGUUUGGAUUCAGGAAAAAAAAGAGUUGGUGUUUUCCAUUUCAAGAUUUUCUUGGAAAUUAUGAAGUCAUCUCAUCUUGAUAAUAUCCCAUCAACGCCUGGCAAAUUCAAGAUGGAAAAAUCCCAAUACAAUCAUAGAUUCAGAUGGCAUUAUUCGUAUCUAGCAAAGCUCACAUUUUGGAGUUUCGUUUUCUUGGGAUUAAUCUUCAUUUUCUUCUUCAAAUCACCGCCGUCAUCAUCGCCGUACUCCUCCGCCGGAUCGAUCCCAUCAGAUCUCUCUCGCAGAUCUUUAAAAACCAAUUCUUGGGGUGGACCCAUUUGGGAAAAACGCGUCCGAUCAUCCGCCAAGAUCCGUUCCAAUACUGGGUUCUGCGUUUUAGUCACCGGAGCAGCCGGAUUCGUCGGAACCCAUGUCAGCGCCGCCUUGAAACGCCGUGGCGACGGUGUUUUAGGUCUUGAUAACUUCAACGACUAUUACGAUCCUUCCCUGAAAAGAGCUCGUCAAGCUUUACUAGAAAGAAGUGGGAUUUACAUCGUCGAAGGCGACAUUAACGACGUCGCAUUGCUCAAAAAACUCUUCGAGGUAAUCCCUUUUACUCAUGUCAUGCAUUUAGCUGCUCAAGCCGGCGUUCGAUACGCCAUGGAAAACCCAAGCUCUUACAUCCAUAGCAACAUCGCCGGACUUGUUAAUCUUCUUGAAGUCUGUAAAAACGCAAACCCACAACCCGCAAUCGUUUGGGCAUCAUCUAGUUCUGUUUACGGAUUGAACACAAAAGUACCCUUUUCAGAAAAAGAUCGAACCGAUCAACCGGCGAGCCUCUACGCCGCCACAAAAAAAGCCGGCGAAGAGAUUGCACAUACUUAUAACCACAUCUAUGGCCUCUCUCUAACUGGUUUACGAUUCUUUACUGUUUAUGGACCUUGGGGAAGACCAGAUAUGGCUUAUUUCUUCUUCACGAAAGACAUCUUGAAAGGAAAAUCGAUUCCCAUUUUCGAAUCUGUCAACCAUGGAACUGUCGCUCGUGAUUUCACAUACAUUGAUGAUAUCGUAAAGGGUUGUUUAGGUGCUUUAGAUACUGCUGAAAAGAGUACAGGAAGUGGUGGGAAGAAGAAAGGUCCUGCACAAUUGAGAGUUUUUAACUUAGGGAACACUUCACCUGUUCCUGUUUCAGAUCUCGUUUCUAUUUUGGAGAAGUUAUUGAAAGUGAAAGCAAAAAGAAGAGUUAUGAAGUUGCCAAGAAAUGGUGAUGUCCCAUUUACUCAUGCAAAUAUUAGUUUAGCUCAAAGGGAAUUUGGGUAUAAACCAACGACUGAUCUUCAAAUGGGUUUGAAGAAAUUUGUUCGAUGGUAUGUGAGUUAUUAUGGAUCUGGAAAGAAGAGUGAUCAUUGAUGGAAAAGAAAGAAAGAAAGAAAGAAAGUGGUAAACAUGUUCUUGAAUUGUUAUUCGUUUUGCUAUUCACAUGAUUGUUUUGUUAAAUCUGUAAUAUCCAAAUACAUUAUCUUGUUGGUAUAUGAAACGGAAGACGGGAAAGAAGGAUGAUGACACGAAGAACAAGAUUUUGUUUCGGUUUAUUUAUCUGUACUAAAAGGAAUUCAAGAACUUUAUGUAAUUUGUUGUAGCAUUAUUAUUGUAGGAUUCUUGACUUGAUAGAGCAAAUUUGCUUUGAUUGGUGGACUUGUAUCAUUUAUCUUGGAACUCAAAUAAAUAGAACACAAAAAGUUUGAAUGUUUGUUAA
Messenger RNA from Lactuca sativa (garden lettuce), 2364 nucleotides. RefSeq names its product UDP-glucuronate 4-epimerase 3. The record is from RefSeq and is a predicted model, not a curated record. Lineage: Eukaryota; Viridiplantae; Streptophyta; Magnoliopsida; Asterales; Asteraceae.